AUGUUAGCAUACAUGGGGUUCAGAGUAAUAAAGAGCAAGCUGAAACCCGUUCAGGCCUCUGCCAACAAGCUUCACGACAAAAUAUCGUCCAGACUUAAUAGAGACAACGACUAUGAUAAGGAAGCUAUCCAUAGCGAAACAAAGGUCCAUGUAAAAUACCAGGAUGUGGAGAAGUUUCCUCCUCCCCCAAAGCAUUAUUUACAGCUGCAUCCUCCUAGUCCAACUCCGGAAGAAGGAAGUGACGAAGAAGUUGGUUCUCCUGCCACUGUCCACCAUUCUCAGGCUCCUCAUCCCGCCGUUCCUGCUAGAAAAGAAGCACCCUCCGUGCCUACUCACCCUAUGCCAGAUCGAGCAGAUGUUCCCCAUCGGAAUGGUCCUCCACGGCCACCUUUAGCAACGCAGUUGCCCGUGAGCUCUCCGGUUUCGAGUACAGCAUCCCAUACUGCCAUGAGAGGCGCCGUUCCUCCUCCUCCUGUACGAAGACAGUCGGCUUCUUUUGCCUCUUCAGUUCCUCCUCCUCCUCCCAGAACAAACUCUUCAACUUCUUCCAUACCCUCUACGGCACCAAGUAAUAGGUCAAUGGCUGAACGCACUUCCUCUUCUUUUGUGUCUCCUUCGGCUCGUGCAUCUUCCGCACACUCUGUUCCCACAGCACUUACUAUGUUGGGUAACAAGUCGGCUGCUCCAGUUGCUAAGCCAAAGAGAAAGGUCCCUCCUCCGCCUCCGAAGCCGAAACAUUUGUCUGCAAAUGUGACUUCAAAUACCUAUUUCUCUUCUCCUUCUCAUCGUUCUUUGGCCCAUACGCCUGAUCCAUCAGCACCUCCGCCAAUCCCUGGGAAUCGCCCCAACAUUUAG
Messenger RNA from Schizosaccharomyces japonicus yFS275, 855 nucleotides. RefSeq lists its product as hypothetical. The record is from RefSeq and is a predicted model, not a curated record. The coding region runs from base 1 to 855 and encodes 284 amino acids. NCBI's taxonomy places the organism in Eukaryota, Fungi, Ascomycota, Schizosaccharomycetes, Schizosaccharomycetales, Schizosaccharomycetaceae. The transcript is spliced from 2 exons.